This is a messenger RNA of Pocillopora meandrina, 13951 nucleotides long. The record is from the annotation of a GenBank genome assembly. Lineage: Eukaryota; Metazoa; Cnidaria; Anthozoa; Scleractinia; Pocilloporidae.
GUCACGUUUGAAGAUGGCUGGAAAAAGUGUAGGAUCUGGAAUCUCUUCUUUAUUACAAGGGUCUUGCAAAUUUUGCAAGGUUUGUAACAUGCGUAAUGUUUUUUGAAUUGUAAACUUGUGCCCUCGAGUAAAAAACUUUUUCGUCAUGAUCAAGUCAGAUUUUCUCUUUCGUCGUGGCAGAUUGCACGUUGCGCUAUUUUUACUCUGUAAUUAUUUAGAUGGCUUUCUAAGUGUUUGUGCAUUUUACUGAAAUUAAAUUUACGCAUAGUUUGAAUUUUAAAGAAAAUUGUGGCAAGUCAUAAUUUUUAUUUUCUACUCUUAAAAUAUUUAUUUAGAUAUUCACAACAGCUCUUCCCGAUUUUCUCUGCUAACAAAAGGGGUGAAGGUCUAAAAUAGGGGUUACCUUUGGGUGUACCCCUGUUGCUGUACCCCAUUCCUAGCUGAAACUGCAUACUGUUUUCAUCUUCAAGAAAUUUUACAGCUUAUUUCUGUGAUUAACAGACAAGGGUGUUUACUGCUGAAUUCAUGUGAAAUAUGAAGUGAUAAUGCUCGCUCGCCUUUCGACCUUUUUUAGUGAAAAUAAUUCACAUAGAUGUUACUUUAAAUGGAUGAAUAAUCAAUAGAAUUUAAUUUCACAGCAACGAGCAAUCUGGUUCAAAAGAUAUCCACAGACAUGGCUUAGGGGUCUGCAAACAUCAGCGGCUCGGAAUGAACAGGUGUGUUUUAAAUCCAGAUUAAAGAUGCAAAUGCAGACUAUUUAUCAUUGAUAACCUUUAUUUUUACCUCUUGUGAUUAUAUUGUUGGUAAAUUAUUUAUGAUCAUGAUGGAUCUACUUGAUGUCUUACAUAUGAUGUGACAGUUGAUAUUAACUAUUUCAUUCCCAUGAUCUAGCUGUUAAUUCUCCCCUUAAUCCUUUCCUUAAUUAACCCCCAAGAGUGACUGGCAUCUAAUUUCUUCUUACAAGAUCACCCCUGAGUAAAACAUUAAGGUCAUGAGAAUGAGGGAAAUGAUCAGCAACUAAAGAAGCUCUUGAUUGUUAAACAAAUUCUCCUUUUUAGAACCUCAAGAAAUGUAGAGAAUCUAACUAGAGUGAAUACUCAAGAUGAUAAUGAUGAUGAUGAGGGUUAAUCACUUCUGAGAGUUGAAGGGUUGAAUGCAUUGUAUUGUAAUCAGGAUGAUGACGAUGAGGAUGACAAUGAUAAUGAUAAUGAUGAUAAUGAGAUAUCUUUGGAAAAACUAUUUGACAGACAUGUUCUGAUCUCUCACCCUAAUAUUAUCAUUAUCUUGUAGCUUUUUGACAAGAUUCUUAUUGCCAACAGAGGAGAGAUUGCCUGUAGGGUAUGUAACAUAUAUCUGGGAGUAUGUGAUUUAAGUUUACACUUUUAUUACAUCUUGUCACUGUACAUGAAUUUCCUUUUUUCUUUUAAUUUUAGGUCAUGAAAACAUGUAAACGUCUUGGAAUUAAAACUGUUGCUAUCUAUAGUGAAGCAGAUGCAAAUGCUGUGAGUUUACUAUCAAAAUACUUCUUCCUUACUCCUAUGUCUUUAUUUGUUGGAUUUAUUAAACUACAUAAUACCAAUAAACUCAAAUCAUCAUACAUUAGAGUCUGAAGAAAAAAUUGGCAUUUUAAGCAGAAGAUUUAACAGUAGCCUUUUCUUCAGGAGUAACUAUCAAUUGUGAAAUAGGUAUAGCUCUGAAAAAAGGACCACAGGAAUUGUAUUAGAUAAAACCUUAACUGAUGGAAAUUAAAGGAGGCCUUUCCAGGCUUUUUAAGCAGCAAUCAGUAACUGGUAACUGGCUUUUAACUGAAAAUCUCUGUUUGCCCUUUAACUCCCAAGAUCUCAAUUGUAAUUCUCCUUACUGUCUACCAUACAGUUAUCAUGAUUUAAUUUUGGAGAAUUUGGUGUUAGACCAGCUUAUAAAACUGUAAUUGAUAUUUUUCUUUAUUCCCAUCACUUGUCUGCUUGUCACUGUGUUGAUAUUAUAUGGAGAAGUUCUGUCUUGGUCACUCAUGGGAGUUUAACCUUUAAAGUGAUUCACAUGUAACUUCUCUCUAUGAUACUCAUACAAUGUCCAGCAAACAGGUAAUGAGAAUACCCAAACUUAUCAGGUAGAAGUUGUUGUCUUAAUCUAACUCUAAAUUCUCUGAACUAAUACACAAGGAAUUCUGCAGUAGCUAGAGAGGAGAAUUAACAAUUAGAUCUUAGGAUUUAAAGAGUUAUGGGUUAAAACAAAAUGACUUCAACUUUGUUAUUGAACUUCAAAUUAUUUUCCAUUUUAGCUGCAUGUCAAAACAGCAGAUGAAUCAUUCUGUGUUGGUCCUCCUCCAACAAAUCAAAGUUAUCUCAACAUGGAUGCGAUCAUGGAAGCCUUACAUACAACAGGAGCACAAGCGGUAGACAAUGAACAUCUUGGCCCUUUACUACUAAAGAUCUUAACCUUUUAUACACUAGCAUCACUAUACAACUUCUCCUUGCUGUUCUCUGUACAUUUUCUAUGGCAUUGUAAGGAGAAUUUGUUUAACAAUCAAGAGCUUCAUGACUUUGUUUUCAAUUCCCUUUUUUUCUCCUGAUCUUGAUGUUUGCUUCAGGUGUGAUAUUGUUGGGAGAAGUUCGAUGCUUAUCAAUCUUAGGGGUAAAAGGGUUACAUGUAAUCCUUCCUUUUAGCUGCCAUGAAUUGUGUUAUAAUAUUCUAUGAUAAGAACACUCCAUCUGUUUUUUAAUAUUCUCCUCUUUUUGGACUCAUUACUUAUUACUGCUUGCAGGUUCAUCCAGGAUAUGGUUUUCUAUCAGAAAAUGGCAAGUUUGUUGCAAUGCUGGUAAGCAUAACUUACCCCUUGGAUUGCUAGCCAUGUAGAAAAUUGAUUUGAGACAAAAUUCAUUCAUAAGCAGUGAAAUUAUUCAUUCUGCAAAAGGUGAAGGCUUGAUAAAUAAAGAAUAGCCUCCAUUUGACACAACAGUGGAGGCAAUUGUGUUUGAUAUCCUUCAAAUAUUUUUUAACAUGCAGGGAAAAUGUUUAUGAACAGCUCACCAUUCACUGCAUGGGAUGUUCACUUUACAGUUUUCUCUGGUACAAUUUACGAACAAAAACACAUGUUCCUUCCUCUGUACAACCACACAAAGCUCUGUCAUUUUGAAUUAGAUUUUAAAUGUAGAGUUUUCCAGCUGAAACUGGGGGAUAUUUGGUCACACAAUGCAUUAAAACCAAUUGCGCAUGAGAAAAAAAUUUUUGGAUUAUAAUAAUAACUAUCAUUUGCAAUGAAAAAUUUUUUGUCUCUGAUAAAUUUGUUUACAAAGUUUUCCCUUACCUAUAAUGAAAACAGAAAAAAUUGGUCACAGGGUUAUUUUUUCUAUCUUUGUUUACCUUUGACAGUGUACUUAUAAUAAUUUUUUGUGUCACAUGUUGCCCAAUUUUCAUUUCAUUUAACUAUUAACGUUUCAAAUAUUUUUUUAAAUAGAUGAUAACUAUUUGAAUGUGCUGUUUAGGAAAAAGCUGGUAUCACCUUCAUUGGACCAAAUGCUGCAGCAAUUCAAGCCAUGGGUGAUAAAAUUCAAAGUAAACUGAUUGGCAAGAAGGCUGGAGUUAAUAUUAUUCCUGGAUUUGAAGGUGUUGUAAAGGUGAGACCAUGUUGCUUCAAAUUAAUCCUGUAUACCCCAAUAUCAUUUUGCUUAUUAAUAUUCUACUUAAUUUUCUCUAUAAAUUUUCUAUGGCACCGAUUAGGAAUAUUUGUUAAACAAUCUAGAGCUCUUCUAGUUGGGAUUCAUUUCCUGUACUCUUGCGACUGUAAUUUCUGAUUUAAAGGUGACACUGCAGGAGAAUUAUAUGGUAUUUACUUCGAAAGUUUUAAGGAUCACAGAUCAUUUCAAGCCAUGGAUAUUUAUUACAAAAACACAUUUAAUACAGUAAGACAGUGUAGCAAUCCAGUAAGGGUUUCUCAAAAUAAAAUUCCUGUCUGAUUUUUUGAAAUGUUAUCAAACAAAAUUCCAAGUUAUAGAAAGAAUUAAAAUUGUCUGAAUUUGUAACAUUUUGAGUUUUGUGUUUCUUUAGAAUGAUGAAGAUGCUGUCAGAAUAGCAAACGAGAUAGGUAUGUUACAAACUCAGAACACAAAUUCUUUGGGAGGCUAAUAUCUAAAUGAAGUUUAAUUGCUAUUUUCUAAAUUAAGUUUUCAAGUGGUUUCCACUAGGUACACAUACAUGUCUCAUCUAAAGAUUGAUCUUGUAGAUGAAUACUACAUGUUGAAUGCCACAAAAUGAGAGCACAUUUAAUUUAUUUGCCAGAUGGACAUGUAUUUAGAUGUAUAGAUUUGUAGAGGUGUAGAUGCAUAUAUGUGAUUAGACUGAAAAUAAAUGAUGAAUACAAAUAUUUAACCAAGAAAAUAUAACAAAAUUAAGAACAACAACAAAAAAGUUAAUGAAAUAGGAACAAGCUUACAAUUUGUGGCAUAACCAGGUCCAGUAGGAAAUAUCUUAAAUGAAAGCAACAUGGUGCUAGCAAAACGUAACACAAAGACUGAUGUAGUUGAAAUCAUCUGGCAGUGACUGAAUUAUCUGGUGAAAACAAUGCGCAUACUGGCAAGAAAUAAAUAUUUUUGGCAUUUUGUAAUUCUUUCAUAACCUCACACAAAAACUUAAUGGAACAGAGACAGAACAUUACAAUUACAGCAGAAAGAAAAAAAUAUGAAAUUAUGUAGCAGUUGCUUAACCCUUUAACUCCAAGAUCAAAUUUGUAAUUCUCCUUACAGUCAACCAUACAAUUCUUAUAAUGUUAGCUCAGAGAAUUUAGUAUUGGAUCAACUGAUUAUCCCCAAAUUGAUAUUUUUCUUUAUUCUCAUCACUCAUCUGGUUGAUAUUGUAUUAAUAUUGUAAAGAGAAAUUCUGUCUUGGUCACUAAUGGGAGUUAAAGGGUUAACAAUAAACAGAGAUGCAAGUUCUAGUUGAUACAGAUCUUUUUAAACAAUGUCAAAAAAGGGUUAGAACAAACUUUAGGAAAAGGUAUGUUUUCCUCAAACAAGCCUUUUAAAGAAACCUAGGGAUCUUUUAAUGGUCUAAAAUCAUGACUCAAGUAGAACUAAAAAUUAUAGCCAGCUUAUAGGUAGUAUACCCCUCUUGAUUGCUUGUGAGCUUCACUUAAUAGUCAUCAUCAAUCUUUAGGUUAUCCAGUCAUGAUCAAGGCUUCCGCUGGUGGAGGUGGCAAAGGAAUGAGAAUUGCUUGGAAUGAUGAGGAAACAAAGUAGGAAAUGUAGUUUCUUCUUCCUUUUCUAUUUAAUUCUGUUACCACACUGUUGGAGGCAAUUAGAUUGCAAGGAUCGCCAGUGAUUUCAAAGUGAGUAUGAUAAAGCUGUGAAUAUGAUCAUAAGAUCUGAAAGACAUACUGUUUUUCUAUCAGAGAAGGGUUUCGACUCUCAUCCCAAGAAGCAAGAUCCAGUUUUGGGGAUGACCGUUUGUUAGUGGAAAAGUUUAUUGACAAUCCAAGGCACAUUGAGAUUCAGGUACAGAAUGCUGGUAACAUAAAUUAAUAUGCUCUGAUUGGCAAACUAGAAAUAUCCUUCAUUAUUCAUCUAAGCAAAACUAAAGAUAUGUAUGCUCCCUUGUGUUUUAGGAAUACCUAAUUAUGUUAAAAUCAUCUUUUUGUGCUAUAUUAACUGGGUGAUCAGUAUACUGAUUAAAUGAGUAGUAAUGAUUCACUACAUGAAUGUGUGGAAUGUUGCUCAAAUUUAUUUUGCUGGUCCAGAGUACAAUGUUUUUUUAACAAAUUUGGUUUCAUUCUUUUUUUUUUUUUUUUCAAUCCUUCUCCUAAGGUUCUUGGAGACAAGUAUGGGAAUGCUGUAAGUUUUAAUUUGUAUAAUUUACUGUAACUGUUAAACUUGAAUAAUUUCUGUCCAUUAGUACCAUGAGCCCCCAUUCACCAGCUUUUUAUGCACUGCAUGUUUAACAUAUCACGAAAUGUCACAAACAGGUGAGCAACAAAUCGGUGUACUUGUAAUGGUCUUUUGUUCCUAACUGGCCCAGAAAUUUCUUUUCAUUUUGCCUCAACCCCUAAGCAGUAGACUUACUAAUUGCUUUUUCUAAGCAUUUGUGAAUUGCGUUUGUGUAACAUUGCAGAAUAUUGGAUCAAAGUUUCUAAUUUUAUGCAUUACACAUAGGUUUAUGUGAAUGAAAGAGAAUGUUCUAUCCAGAGACGGAACCAGAAAGUCAUAGAAGAAUCUCCUAGGUAAAAUUAAAGUUUCUGUUUUAUAUGUAUUUGAGGUGGAUCCAAGAAAUUUUGAUGGGGUGCUCAAACUUUGAUAAAUAAACACCAAUCUUUUUACACUCUAGCCUGGAAAUAUUUCUUGACAACUAUCAAUUGGUAAUGUGUGAUCCUGUCAUUGCAAGAAUUUUUUUUCUUAGACAAGUAGUAAAAAAUUCACUGGUUUUUAAGAUGAGGCAGGAUGUGGACAACUUACACCCUCCUUCUCGAUCUGCCAAUGUAUAUCUAUCAUGCAGUUUGUCAAAUGAAAUAUGGUGUUUUGAAACAAUGCUGACAACCACUUGGUUGUAAUGAUUUAACCCUUUAACUCCCAAGAUUUCAGUAGUAAUUCUCCUGUCUGCUAUACAAUUCAUAUGAUGUUGGUUAGGAGAAUUUGGAAUUGGAUUAACCAAUAAUCCCCUAAUUGAUAUUUUUCUUUAUUCUCAUCACUUGUCUGCUUGAUAUUCUAUUGAUAUUGUAAGGAGAAAUUUUGUCUUGGUCACCAGUGGGACCUAAAGGGUUAACUCUUUAACUCUCUUAAGCUGGCCCGUAUAACUUCCUACAAUUUUAGUGCAUUAUCACCCACUUCUGUCUCUAUAAAUAUUUCACCAUUCACAAAAACUAUUGACAGAAAAUACUGUCUUUAAUAUUUUUUGGCAAUCUAAUAUAUAUGUUUUUUUCCUGUUAGCCCAUUUGUGGAUCCUGACACGAGAAAAGCAAUGGGUGAACAAGCUGUUGCACUGGCUAAAGAAGUUGGAUAUGACUCAGCCGGCACUGUGGAGUGUUUGGUUGACUCACAGAAGAACUUUUAUUUCCUAGAAAUGAACACUCGUCUGCAGGUGGAACACCCUAUCACUGAGAUGGUAGCUGGAGUUGAUCUUGUAGAACACAUGAUCAGAGUAGCAGCAAGUAUGAGAAUCCUGUUGUAUGAAAAGAAAAGGGAAAUGAAAUGAAGUUAUAACUUGCAGAUGAGACAUGAAUAACUGAUUCUGACUGGUGAACUGCAGGAAACAUUUUUCUCAAAAGAAGGCUUGCUGUACUUUUUAGCUCAAUAUUCAUUUAGGAGUUUCAUUUAGCAGCCAGGUAGUGGGUUACUUGCCCCACUUGUAACCUUAACAUAAUCGUCACUGUUCUCUUAGCAUACUUAGUUUGGGAUAGACCUCAAAUUGUGGGGGAAUGAAACUGCUCGAGUCUAAACUUUUAAAAUUUUCCUGGGCAGCCCAGACCUCUCAAGGAAUUGGAGGUCUCUUUGUCCUUAAUAAUUUUGAAACCACUGUUCAUUUUUUUGCGGGGAUGCAUUAAAAUUCCCUAAACUGAGAUGCUUUGACAUGAAUAGAUACCUUUACGAUAAAUUUUUGGGACGGAUUUGCAUUUCAUCGUCGAGUACAAAGUCAAGCCAAGUUUCUUUUGAUCUUGUUGCGUGUAACGUCUUUCAGAUCAUCCGCUUAACAUCACGCAGGCUGAUAUUCCCAUCAAUGGCUGGGCUGUUGAGUGCCGUGUGUACGCUGAGGUGAGGCAUUUGGAAAGUUCCUCUGUCAUUAGCUGUGCUAUCCAGGGUGAAAAUCAUUACCUGAUGCUUUUAAAAAUUCUCUUUGAGUAUCACCUUGAUCACAUACUAGCAUGGGCAAGGAGAAAAUGAUCAUUGAUCACAAGCUUGACUUUGACCGUUUCUUGUUUAGGAUCCAUACAAAAAUUUUGGUUUGCCAUCCAUUGGAAGGCUGUACAAGUAUAUUGAGCCAACUCAUCUACCAAAUGUAAGUAAUUUUACUCGAACAUCAAAAAUCUUUAUUUAUUUAUUUAUUUGCAACAACAGACAGGCUUGCCCAAUUCAGCUUUAAAGCUGGUUUAAAUGGAGGCUUGUAUAAACAAUAACAAGGCCAGACCUUAACACAGGGAGUUACGUUCCCGACUUUUUGCGAGAAGUGUGUGGAUUCUUUAACGUCCCCUGAUAACCAGUAUAGGGAACAUACGGGAGACAGGACAACGGUUUAUCGUCCUCAUCCGAGAACUGGAAUGCCUAACGAUUUGCGCAUGUCAUAACAAAGGCAACACAUUCCCCUCACUUAUUUUAAGACCCUGAGUGCUCUUACUUAAAUCGACUUGGCUAACAGUGUUCCUCUCUGUCUUGUUAGGUUCGCUGUGACAGUGGUAUCAUUGAAGGCAGUGAAAUAAGCAUUUAUUACGACUCCAUGAUAUCGAAGGUAAACAUUUCGGAUCAAUAUCAGUAUCUGGGCAACUGCCCACCUACCCCUCCCCUAACCCAACAUUAACCCUAACUUGUCAUCAAUUGACUGUUAUUGGGUUAGGGGAGGGGUAGGUGGGCAGUUGCCCAGAUACUGAUAUUGAUCCAACAUUCCUUGGUGAUUUUAAGGUAAAUUUGUGUUCAAUGUCAGUAUCUGAGCAACCGCGCACUGCGUACCCACCCCUCCCUUAAGCCAAUGCGAUGGAUGCGCCAUUUGUCACCUUUCUGUGUCCUUAUUUCAAUGAAAUAAUUUCCUUUCCUUGCGGGCAGUUUUUGUGAUUUUUUUAACUAAAAAAGUGUCACUUAUCAAUAUUUUAGCUGGUUACUCAUUCGCCGACAAGAAAUGAAGCUCUUGAUCUGAUGAACAAGGCGUUGGAUUCUUAUGUUAUCAGAGGUAACAGUGAAAUAACGGUCAAACCGUAGGGUGUUAUGCGCAACUAGAACUACCUUGCACAGCAAAAUAACAGCACCAUAACAUAGAACUGCUCGGUAGCUUCACACGUUUGGUGUUAUCCACAGACUUACAAGUCAGAAUCAUCGUGCACAACAUGAUAAACAGCUGCUGGUCUCACACAAGGGUUUUAUCCUCAAGCUUAAAAAAAGCAGCGCGUGAUCCGAAUAUUCAUUAAUUCACAACCUAGCUCAAAAUUAACCACAUUUUGUUCUCCGAUAUUCUGUAGGUGUCACAUAUAAUGUUUCACUUCUCCGUGAUGUUCUUAAUCAUCCCAAAUUCCGCCUCGGAACCAUCACCACGAAGUUUCUUCCCGAAGAGUAUCCAAGUGGAUUUAAAGGUGAAGAGCGCAAGGAAAACUAACAAACAUAAAAACAUUUGGCGUCAGGGUCAUUGCGCUAUAAUUUCGUUUCAGACAGUGUACUUUCACAGUGCCUCUCCACAAAAAAAAAAUGUUAAUGGUUAUGGCUUUCAGAAAAUUCUUAGGGAACUUGCAGAGCGGGGAUAGUAACCUUACUAGCGGUGGAGUUUUAUCCUUUUUAAGGGAGGUAGCACAAUUGUGGCUGUUUGAAGAAGUUGGCCACGAAUCGUUGUUGAAUUUGUUAAAUCUGGUUUUUAUUCAACAUCAGGUCAUCAGUUGACUGAGGAAGAAAGAGAUGAACUGCUCGCCACGACAGCCUAUUUCUUCGUGCAAAGAGCAAGAAAAGCGAUGGCCUUCAAGAACCAAAGCAAGUGAGUUAUGGGAAAAAGAUUGGGGAAUAAAGAAGACAGAACCGAACUGGUGUGACGUGCGCUACCGCACGCGCGACUUCUGCACGCGCGCUCUGAGACCUUAACGUCAGCAUUGUUACGUGUACGAUUUUCAUGCGUGUGAGUUUUCAGUUUUGGUGGGUCGCAUUUUUGAGGAUCUUCGUUUGGAGUCUUAUCAGUUUUUGUUUCUUAUCAAAGCGUGUUUCCCUUUGGGUUUUUUUUCCGAGUGAUUAAACGCGCCUUUUUCGAUAAGUUUUCCGUAACCGCUUUCGAAAACAUCCACCGCAAAGUAACUCCCCGAGAUUUUUUUUCGUUCCUCGAGCUAACAAAACGGUAGCAGUUUGGAGUCAGGUCACAUGAAAAUUGCUGUUUUUAACAAUCAUUUUAUUUUGUUUUUAGGCUCAAUGCUGUGAGCAAGAAACCAUCUGCGUGGGACCUGGUAAUUACUUUGCAGAAAGCUGAUUAUCCAGUUGUGAUACGGGCCAGGGAAGACGGAAAUUUCGAGGUCAGUCUGAAAGGGUCUUCUUGUCAAAACUUUACGUUAUAUAAAACAAUACCCACAAUUUUGGUCACCAUGGUGGAAGAAUUUCCCCUUCGUGCAUUUUACUCUUUCCUGUUCCCAGUGUAAUUAUGAUUUAAAUUUAGAUGUGAUGUUGCUUUGUGAGUUUCAUCUAUAACCGACCAUUGAAAGGAGCGGAAUGAAUACUAGGUUUUGUCGAAUUCCAAAAGGAUAGGAAUCUACUAAAGAGUUCGAUUAAAGAAUGGAUAGUGUGGAUGAAAGAAUAUUUUACUUUGAACAAAGGUGAAACUAAAUGAAAUUUGGGUAAUGGUUAAGUUUUGUGGAACAGAACUAGGAUGCUAGACAUUUUUAAUGAACUGAGAAUAAAUGAAUUGUAAACUGGCCAGCCUUGAGGAAGAGAGACUUUUUUACUUGUCUGAUUCACACACUGGGAUCACAGGAUACCCAACAAUACUUGUUAAGGAUUUUAGACGGACAGACGAUGGCGAAGGUGGAAGUGAAAUUUACUUGCCGUUCCUGUCUUAAUAAAACUUGACAUAGGCUAAGAUUUUCUUAAUUCUGGCUGCGUUGUAGGUCAGCAUAGAUGGAAAGCAAGUGGAUUUCAACACAUCCUCUGGACUGUCAGAUCCGGUAUUCGGAGCCAAGAUAAAUGGAAAUGAUGUUUUGUUACAGGUAAGAUUGGGGUUAAUUUUAUACUAUCAGUUGUCCAAUAACUUAUCAACAAUGAAUGACUUUUCCUUGUCUUCUUUUGUAGACUUUAAAGAAAGAAGGAAAUCUCUUCGCAAUUCAGCACUAUGGAACAACAGUAAGGGCAUCAGUUUAAUACAAGUUAGGAAAAUUUACCCGACGGAGGAACUGUGUGCAAAGAAGAUUAUCGAAUAUGGAAGCGAUCUUCGCAGUAGUGAACAGUACUUCGGCAGCAGUGAAAAUAAGGGUCGAAAAACAAGAGAGGUCUUUGGUUCAAAUCCUGUACAGGCCUGAAUUUUUCAUAUAUUUACAAUCAAAGAAGAUAAUCAUUAUCCUCAUUAGGAAAAUUUAGGAGACUGGUGCGAUAGUUGUAAAGACGUUCUCGUACACCGUUGUAAGUCACGUUUUGUUUUUGCAGUACAAACUACGAGUGCACACGAAGGAUCAGUACGAGUACAUGAAGUACAUGCCAGAGAAACAAGAGGUUUGGUGAAAUCUUAUGAACGGGAAGGAACUCAGAGACAAACUAAUUACUUGAAAACACUUUUUUAUCUUUUAUAUUUUGUGGUGAAGCGCUUUGAUCACUAAAAAGCGUUAACCCUUGAGAAAGUAAAAAUCCUCACAAGAUUUGACUGAACUUUGCCUAUUCAGAUGUUUGAAAUGACUUUUCAGUUGACUUUUGUUUGGCUGGCCGUUAUCAAUCUGACUUCAUUUGACCUGACUUUCUAUGAACCCACUCGUUCGGCCUCCACUUCCUCUCGUUAGUUCAUUUGCUCGAAAUUUUCCCACGUUAACUUGACUUGGCUUUUGAUCUCGUCUAAGUAACUUUAAUUUAUCACUAGUAAAUUCAAUUUUGAUGGAAGAUAAGAAAAUCUUUUAAUGUAUAUAUACUCUCUCUUAUCCAGGAGGACAUGUCCCCAUUCCUCAAGUCACCCAUGCCUGGCACAGUUGUAUCAGUGGCUGUCAACGUCGGUGACACGGUAAGAUAUGCAUUACAAAUUCACAUAAUGAAAUUUUUGGAUUCUUCGUCACGUAAUCUCCCUGCCUCUUCGUCCGCGCGAGGACCAAAAAACAGUCUACGUGACAAGUCCACAAGAACGUUCCUCCCGCUUCUUUUGCAUGGUAGGCCAAAAAAUUGUUGAUUGACAAGUGACCUCUACGUGCACAAGCAGGUGACCUCUGCGUGCACGCAUUCGCAUGGGUAACUUCUGCAAACACGCGCGACUGACUUCGGCGUGCGACUUCUUAGUUUGCGCGCAGAUGUCACUUUCACAUGCAUGUUCAGAUGCUCGUGAAAGAGACAAGUUCAUCCUAAAGACGGGUAGAUUUCAAGUGUCUGUGAAGCAUCUGUGGAACAGGACUCAAAUGAUGCAAGUCACAUCGGCGUUCACAUGCUCGGAGUUCCAAACAUCAUUUCAGUUUAACCGUACCUGCAACUUGAAUCUGGGCCACGAGAAGUUGACCAUGUAUUAGUUUGCGUCAAAUGAAUUUAAAAUAUAACUCAUUCACCAUGUCCGUUAUUUUUCGUCAGGUCCAUGAAGGACAGGAGUUAGCCGUAGUGGAGGCAAUGAAGAUGCAGAACAGUUUGCAUGCAGGACUUUCUGGAACUGUAAGUAAAUGAUGGAAAGAUAAUGGAGACAUUAUUUCAAAUUUGUCAUCAAUUUUUAUUUAAGCUCUGAUCUAGGGCCUCAGGGUGAUCCCCCUCCACCUAGAGGCGAGUUAAGUCUGGAAUAAAAAGAUUUUUCCCAUUUUUUCCAACAUGGCCUUGUACACGGCUAAAAAAAAAGGAAAGAAGCCAUGGAGCGUUAAGAAUUCUGAGCUUAUUUUAUUUUGUUGUACAGAUAAAAAAGGUGAAUUUUAAAGCCGGAGACAAAGUUGGUGAAGGAGAUAUUAUGGUUGAAAUUGAACAUCACCCCGACCACUGAGACGGCAAUUCUAUUCUAGGAGGAAAAGGUUAUCACAAUUUUCGGGUCAAGUGACUUUUUAUGAGCUCGUGGAAGUGACUUCCGCGCACAAGUCUCGUCGACUUCUGCUCGGAAAUGCCAAUGACAAAAUGAACUGACUUCUUUGUGUCCGUGAAAAUGACUCCUGUGAAGCUACAAUUGCUGGCCUACCACUAAAGUAGGGAGCUCAUGUAUGCAUAUUAUAUGUACAUGCAAAUGAACUAGCGUCCUUAUGGGGCGCGUGCGGGUAAUCAUAGGCGUGUGUGCGCGUUUGAUCUCCGUAUGAACUCCUAGGUGACUUCUAUGUGCAUACACAAUUGACUUAAGUGUGCACAUACAGAUUACAUCUGCGUGUGUGUACUUGCGUAAGUGACUUCCGGGAGCAUUCACAAGAUUUACUUCUGCCCGAACGUGCAACUGACCCUUGCGUGCACGCAUAAAGAACUCCACGUGCACGUGACCUCUGCAUGCACGCGUGGGUAACUUCUGCAAGCAUGCCCCACUCACUUACGCGUGAGACUUCAACGCUUGCACGCAGAUGACACCUGCACAUGCACGCGCAAAUGACUUCUGCAUCUACGAGCAAUUCACUUAAACACGCCUUAUAUCGUACGUGAAAAAUUUUAAUUAGUAGUUUGGUGAAGGUUGACGUUGUACCAAGUUAUAAUUUCAGCUAAACUUUGUGUUCGGAUGUAAUUGAUUUGAGUUCGUAUGUAAUUUAAUACGCAUUGCUGAAGGUUCUAAAUGUUUUUUCCUAAAAAUGCGUGAGAACUUUCUUGAACAUAUUAAGGCGAUGUUGUAAUACACUUUGGAACCUCUAUCAAAGUCUUAGUUACUACCUCUCUAUGGUGCAUCAGAAUAUGAAAUUUUUGGUCAAUCUUUGUUGUAACGUUCGAAGAUUUUAACUAAUUUUUCAAUCAAAAAAUACCAUCAACACUCGCGAAUUCUGUGGACAGGAUCAAAAUAGUUUUGAUUAAAUUGGUGCCAGGACUUGGUGUCGUCCAAUUAUAACUGUAGUCGUACUCGUGAUAAACAAAUCACGAGAACGGUUACAGAACGAAUUGGACUCCACUCGGUCAUAUUACCAUGACCUAUUUUGCAAAUGUAAAGAAACAGUCAGAACUCAACACUC